Anisakis simplex (herring worm) is the source of this 1002-nucleotide messenger RNA. NCBI's taxonomy places the organism in Eukaryota, Metazoa, Nematoda, Chromadorea, Rhabditida, Anisakidae. The record is from the annotation of a GenBank genome assembly.
AUGGAUUCCGUGGAUGUGCCAACAACACUUCUGUGUGAUCAACAACAAGAAACCGCAGAUAAAAGCGAGAUCAAAUGUGAGAUAAAAUUUGAAAUUAAAUGUGAGAAAUUCGAAUCGACAGCACCGAAUACGUCCACUGAAACUGCGGAGAAUGGCUGUGAUAUGGCUCACGAUGACUCGUCGGAUAGUGGUUCGGGUAUUCAUGAUGAAACGGCACAGAAUUCGACAGCAGCUAUUGAUACUCUGGUGAUAUCAGAUGAAAAGAAUAUGCCACAACUAGAAGCGCUGCUAAAUCAAGUGUCUGCAUGCCAAAAAAAUAACAACAACGACGGUUCCUUCAUCAAAACUGGUUGCAAUCUCAAUGAUAACAACGAGUCAAUGAAUGGAGCCAGUUACGAUGGCACCCUGCAGUAUUCGAACACACUCCUGAAUGAUACUCUGAUGAAUCCGGUCAUUGCUCAAGCCACAUCAGCCAAACAGAAGUUCCCGAACGGACAAUCAAAAAUGAAACGUGAAUGGCGUGUUGUCGGUUGGUUCACUUCUGAGGCAACAAUGAAUGAGGUACGAAAACGUGAAAAGGUCUCGAAACGCAAGAGUGUGGCGCAAAUCAACGGCACAAAAGUUUUCUAUCGUUGUAAUAAUUGGCGUCGGACGAAUUGUAAUUUCCGCAUGUACGCACUCUAUCAUGCACCUGAUCAGAUCACGUUGUAUGCAAGUGGCGAUCACGAUCAUACCACUAAAAAUCCACAUUAUGUGCCAAGAAGUUAUAAUGGGAAUGCGACAUGCAAUGCGGUCACACCGUCAUCUUCGUCUGCUGCUCAGGCACUUUCGAGUCCGGCUCAAAAGCGGAAACAACCACGUCCACAGCAAGAGCAACAAUACCAAUCAGCACUCAAUAAUUUAUUUAUGAACAAUAAAUCAAGUCUUUUGUCGUUACCGUUCAGUCGAGCUUCAUCCCAAGCACAAACUUCACUUGGAACGGUGAGUUUUCCGAUCGAAUGA